Messenger RNA from Naegleria fowleri, 1008 nucleotides. Its product is annotated as Peroxin 11b (Pex11b), putative. Gene Ontology annotation, biological process: regulation of peroxisome size; peroxisome fission. The transcript has a single exon. Lineage: Eukaryota; Heterolobosea; Eutetramitea; Acrasida; Naegleriidae. The record is from RefSeq and is a predicted model, not a curated record. The coding region runs from base 1 to 1008 and encodes 335 amino acids. Gene Ontology annotation, cellular component: peroxisomal membrane.
AUGGAUACAUUAUCGGGAAGGGAUCGGGUCACCAAAAUUCUUCAAUAUGGAGCAAAAGUUGUGUCAUAUGCCAUUGAAACUCGAAGACAAUUAGUGUUGAAACAUUUAAUUUCCGAACAUGUGGAAUCUUCACAUUCUCUCAUUCAUCAUGAAGCGUUUGAUUUGGAAAAAACAAAAACUUUUUAUACUCAAGCGUUGAAGAGAACUUCAAAUUUUGAGUCUUCAAUUUCUGAUGCUCGAAAAGUAUUUCGAUUUUUCAAAUCGAUUGGAAGUCUGUUGGAUGUUUACAAAUUUGUCAUUCAGUUCUAUCAAUUGCAUUGGAAAAAAAGAGAAACAAAUCAUACGAGUAGUACGACUGGUAAUGCUACUAAUAGCACCAAUGAGAUGAAAAAUGGAGAAAAAAGGCCGACCUUAAGAUGGAUUGAUUUUGUGAGAGUUUCACAAAAGUUUCUUCUUUCAAUUUAUAUCUUGUACGAUCAUGCAAGUUGGGCAGCUAAGGCUGGCUUGUUUUAUGAUGUCACAGAGCUUAAUGCUGUGCAUGUGUGGCAGAAAUUAUUUAAUAAUUCACGAGCCAAGCAUUAUUCAGAGACAUCUUGUAAAAUGUGGUUUAUUGGAACAUUGUUAAUGUUAAUCUCGGAUGUGUACGACUUUUUGGACACGUUUAAUGAGGAAAUACGGUGCCUGAGAGAAAAAGCGGAUUGUAUGAGAGAGCUUCCUGAGGGAUUUUUGAAUUUGAGUGAUUUUUUGGUAGAGCCCUCAAAUGCUGCUGCAGUUCCAACGCCAAGCAAUCCAAUCAAAAAUUCAAAACUCUCAAGUAUUGACACUAAAUUGAAAGAGAUUAGUGACAGAAAGUCACAAAUUGUUAGAAAUAUUAUCAAGAACACUUCAGAUUUAUUAGUAGCUGGUAAUGGAGGUUACAAGGUUUGGUCGCUCAACAAUGCUGUAGUUGGUAUUAGUGGAUGUGUGAGUGCUGUUGUGGGCUUGUAUGAAACUUGGCCAAAAAAGUAG